Dovyalis caffra is the source of this 1833-nucleotide messenger RNA. NCBI's taxonomy places the organism in Eukaryota, Viridiplantae, Streptophyta, Magnoliopsida, Malpighiales, Salicaceae. The record is from the annotation of a GenBank genome assembly.
AUGGCAAAUAUAGUUCUGAAGGAAGGGAGUAGACCACCUUGGGUGGGCUUGGCAGCAGCAGUAUGGGUUUUGAUAGCAGCUGGGAAUGCCUACAACUUCCCACUCUACUCUGCUUCACUGAAAUCAGUGUUGGGUUUUAGCCAGCAGCAAAUAACAAUCUUGGGUGUGGCUAAUGAUAUUGGAGAGAGUGUGGGUUUGCUCCCUGGCAUUGCCUGCAACAAGUUCCCUCCUUGGGCUCUGCUUUCUGUUGGUGUUGUUUUUUGUUUCUUGGGCUAUGGUGUUCUCUGGCUUGCUAUUGCUCAGGCUGUUGCUGGCUUGCCCUAUUGGCUGAUAUGGGUUGCACUUGUUGUUGCCACUAAUAGCACUACAUGGUUUGGCACAGCUGUGCUUGUAACCAACAUGAGAAACUUCCCUUUCAGUAGAGGCACUGUUUCAGGAAUUCUCAAAGGUUAUGGUGGGAUCGCAGCUGCAGUAUAUACAGUGAUAUACAAACUGGUGCUUAAAGAUUCAGAUUCAAAGCUUCUCAUACUUCUUACACUCGGCAUUCCCAUUUUAUGUUUAGCAAUGAUGUACUUUAUCCGGCCCUGUACUCCAGCUUCUGGAGAAGACUCUUCAGAACAUGUUCAUUUUGUUUUCAGUCAAGUUGCAAGUGUUUUGCUCGCCCUUUAUCUUCUCGUAAUCACAAUAAUAAGUGAUGUUGUUUCUCUAAGCGAUACUGUUGCAUACAUUUUAGUUUCAAUAAUGAUUAUUAUUCUGAUGUCUCCUCUCGCAAUUCCAGUCAAAAUGACCCUUUUCCCUGCAAAACCUAGGAGACGUGGCCCACCAACUGAUUCUUCAGAUCAUUUGGUUCAAAAGGAAGGUGAAUCAACUCUAACAGAUUCUUUGUUGACACCAUCUUCUUCAGCUAAUUAUCUUGAUAGUUUUUAUGAGAAUGAGGAUGCUUUGGAUGCGGACAUACUUCUUGCUGUGGGUGAGGGAGCAGUGAAGAAGAAAAGGAGGCCCAGGAGAGGUGAUGAUUUUAAAUUUCGUGAGGCUCUUAUCAAGGCUGAUUUCUGGCUUCUUUGGGUUGUAAACUUUCUUGGUGUUGGUGCUGGAAUUACUGUUCUCAAUAAUUUGGCUCAAAUUGGUUCUGCAUUUGGACUUGAAGACACGACACUAUUGCUUACUCUCUUCAGCUUUUGCAAUUUUCUCGGCCGUCUUGGCUCGGGCACCAUUUCAGAACACUUUGUAAGGUCAAAAAUGAUUCCUCGAACCUUGUGGAUGACAUUUGCACUAAUGGUCAUGCUCAUAACCUUCAUUCUUUUUGCAUGGGUUCCUAUUGGAAUUCUUUAUGCCGCAAUUCCUCUGCUUGGCAUCUGCUACGGGAUCCUGUAUGCUAUAAUGGUGCCAACUGUUUCCGAGCUUUUUGGCUUGAAACAUUUUGGUUUAAUUUACAGCUUCAUGGGGCUAGGCAAUCCUAUUGGUGCACUUCUUUUCUCAGGUAUGCUUGCUGGUUAUGAAUAUGAUGAAGAAGCUGCUAAGCAAGGUAGCUCUACUUGUGUCGGCCUCAAUUGCUUCAAGGUGACAUUCCUGUUUCUAGCUGGCAUCUGUGGGUUGGGAUCGAUCUUGAGCAUAAUUUUGACAGUUAGACUUCGGCCAGUUUACCAACUGCUCUAUUCGGGGGUUCUUUUCGGCUGCCUCAAACCUCUGGCCAUUGACCAGUGGAGAUUAUUAGUGUCAUCGAACAAAGUCAAGACAUGCCUGUUUUGCAGAGGUAUGCUUCAUUAUAGUAGCACUCCAGACAGUGGUUUCCGUUACCAUGCCUAUAUCUUGCUAGAUGCUGCAAACUACUAA